This is a messenger RNA of Lactuca saligna, 334 nucleotides long. The record is from the annotation of a GenBank genome assembly. Lineage: Eukaryota; Viridiplantae; Streptophyta; Magnoliopsida; Asterales; Asteraceae.
AUGAUAAUCAGCAUCAUCGAUUCUGUUCUUCUCUUCAGUCCUAUGGGCAGUAGCAAUCAUCCGGUUUGUAUUUGGGUGGCAUUGAGGGAUCCAACAUUAGCUGUUAGGGAAAGGGCAGUAGAGGCAUUGCGUGCUUUCCUUCGUGUUAUUGAAAAAAGAGAGACACGUUGGCGUGUGCAAUGGUAUUAUCGUAUGUUUGAGGCUACACAAGAUGGAUUAGGGAAGAAUGCUUUUGUACAUAGCAUACACGGUUCUCUUCUUGCAGUUGGUGAACUUUUGAGGUGUUUAAUAAUAGUCCAGAUGAAACUGCUUAUUUCCAGAUGAUGUUAAAUAG